CAGCAGCAGCAGCAGCAGCAGCGCGGCGGCGGAGGAGCGCUGAGCCGCGGCCCCGCAGGGCGCGGAUGUUCGCGGGCUGCCCGCGCCGGGAGCUCUCGCUGCGCUGACGGGGCGGGCCCGGCGCCCCGCUCGCCGCAGCGCCCCGCGCCCGCCCCCGGGCUCCCCGCAGCGCCGCCGCUCCCGGCCGCGCUUCCGCCCGCGCCAUGGCGGGGAAGGCGGCCGCGGCCGGCGCCGGGGUGCUCCUGGUCACCGCCAACGUCGGGUCCCUCUUCGACGACCCAGAAAAUUUACAGAAGAAUUGGCUUCGGGAAUUUUAUCAGGUGGUCCAUGCACACAAGCCCCAUUUCAUGGCUUUACACUGUCAGGAAUUCGGAGGGAAAAACUAUGAAGCUUCAAUGUCUCAUGUGGACAAGUUCGUGAAAGAACUGUUAUCAAGUGAUGCAAUGAAAGACUACAACAGAGCUCGAGUUUACCUGGAUGAGAACUAUAAAUCACAGGAACAUUUCACGUGCAAGUGGUCCAGAAAAGGUUUCAUUCGAACAAGGUGGUGUAUUACUGAUUGUGCCUUUGACUUGGUAAACAUUCAUCUUUUCCAUGAUGCUUCCAAUUUAAUUGCUUGGGAAACAAGCCCAUCGGUUUACUCAGGAAUACGGCAUAAGGCUCUUGGCUAUGUACUUGAUAGAAUUAUUGAUCAGCGAUUUGAGAAAGUUUCAUAUUUUGUCUUUGGAGAUUUCAACUUCAGACUGGAUGCCAAAGCAGUAGUAGAGACACUAUGUGCAAAGGCCACAAUGCAGACCAUCCGGGCAGCUGACACAAAUGAAGUAGUCAAGCUAAUAUUUCGUGAAUCUGAUAAUGACCGAAAGGUUAUGCUGCAAUUAGAAAAGAAGCUCUUUGACUAUUUUAAUCAAGAUGUAUUUAGAGACAACAAUGGCACUGCGCUUUUAGAAUUUGACAGAGAGCUGUCAGUCUUUAAAGACAGAUUGUAUGAACUGGACAUCUCAUUUCCUCCCAGUUAUCCCUACAGUGAGGACUCUAGCCAGGGAAGGCAGUACAUGAACACGAGAUGUCCAGCCUGGUGCGACAGAAUCCUGAUGUCCCAUUCAGCCAAGGAGCUCAUUCUGAAAUCAGAAAAUGAUGAGAAGAUAGUAAUUUAUGACCACAUUGGGCCAAAUGUCUGCAUGGGGGAUCACAAGCCUGUGUUCCUGUCCUUUCGAAUAGCUGCUGGGGCAGGUAAACCUAUUGCAAAUGUGCACAAGUGUUGUGUCGUGCAGUGAUGUGGUGGAAAAAGAUGCCUACGAAGUGAGAAGAUUUUCCGUGAAACCACACUGUAGCCAGGAGGGAAGGCAGCACACUGAAAUCUGUAAUCCUAACAGCUGUAUUGAUAAAUCCAGUCCUGAGUGCCACAUUUUUAGACUGCUGAUCGUACACUAUGCUUCAGCAUCUGGACUCUGUUCAAGAGACGCCUCACAUACCUCACUGUCUUGUAUGUUCAUGCGACAUCAAGUAGAAAUGUGGAAUUAUUUUUUAUAUAUAUGUCACAGUUCUGUUGCCAAAACUCUAAAUAGACAGCAG
Taeniopygia guttata (zebra finch) is the source of this 1572-nucleotide messenger RNA. Lineage: Eukaryota; Metazoa; Chordata; Aves; Passeriformes; Estrildidae. The record is from RefSeq and is a predicted model, not a curated record.